This is a messenger RNA of Funneliformis caledonium, 132 nucleotides long. The record is from the annotation of a GenBank genome assembly. NCBI's taxonomy places the organism in Eukaryota, Fungi, Glomeromycota, Glomeromycetes, Glomerales, Glomeraceae.
AUGAGAGCCUUGCUAUCUCGACCUCCAUACAGAUCCUAUCAACAUUUGAAUAUUAACUGGUACGCAACCAGUUUUUAUAUUAAUGACAACGUUGCAUCAGCAUAUACAUCUUACGAGGCUUCUGCAAUCUGA